Messenger RNA from Capsicum annuum, 2146 nucleotides. Its product is annotated as RING finger and transmembrane domain-containing protein 2. NCBI's taxonomy places the organism in Eukaryota, Viridiplantae, Streptophyta, Magnoliopsida, Solanales, Solanaceae. The record is from RefSeq and is a predicted model, not a curated record. The transcript has 9 exons. Gene Ontology annotation, molecular function: ubiquitin protein ligase activity. Gene Ontology annotation, biological process: positive regulation of ERAD pathway. The coding region runs from base 339 to 1775 and encodes 478 amino acids.
UACCUCUCUUCUUCUGGCGCACAUUCUUUUUCAGACAGCCAGAAACAAGACAGCCGAAAAAGGUCAAUUAGAUAGCCCCCAACCACCCCCAUCCCCCACUCCCAUCACAAAUUUCACCCACCGACCCCGCUAUCGCUCUCAUUAUCAUCCCUACAUUUCAUUUUUCAAUUUGCUCAAUUCAUUGGAUUUUCUCAUCUCUCCAUUUUUCUGAAGCACUGUUGAUUCGCCGCGUUGACUUUUCAUUGUUCUUCAUUUUUAGGGUUUCUUGAUUGGCAUUGAUCCUCAAUUUUAUUGUAUUAGAUUAUUCCACGGCGUUUCCAUAUCGAAGGAUUAGGGCGAUGCGCAUGGAAGCGUCCGGUGGAAAUUCGGACGCACAAAGCGGUGGUAUUUCUACAUCCGGUGGCAACAAUAUUGGUAAUUCAAGAAGGCAUGGAGUACAAUUAUCUGCUGCUAAUUUAUUGCGUUCCCCGUUAUCGACGUUAUUGGAAUAUUCCGGGAUUCUAAGGACAAGAUCAAGUCAUUCAGAAUCGGAUACUUUGAUACACAGUGGAGUUCGUGAUCAAUUUCAGCCCCGGCUGGAUGAUGCUGGGGCAGCACCGGCUUUGGCGGGUGGUUCUGGGGAGGUUUCAAUUAGGAUUAUUGGUACUGGUGAUCAGGAGCAUGAUAGAGUUGGGACUGUGUUGCCAACACCAGGUGUUGGAACUUUGAGGGAAGCGGAUGGGCAAAAUGAAGUUUUCGGGAGGCCAAUUUCAAGGUCGGGGUCUGCAGCUUCAGUUGGAGCAUUGGAGAGUCAAUUGGGUGAUAGAGGGGCGGGAGAUGGGCAGGUGAAUGGGAACACGGAUUUGGGGUCUGCAGAUGGUGCGAGUGUUAAUAAUAGGGAGUCUUCUUAUCAAAGAUAUGAUAUACAGCAAGCUGCCCGGUGGAUUGAGCAAAUUAUUCCGUUCUCUUUGCUUUUGUUGAUUGUUUUCAUCCGGCAGCAUUUGCAAGGUUUUUUUGUUACAAUUUUGAUCGCUGCUGUCAUGUUCAAGUCAAAUGAUAUCGUGAAGAAGCAGACUGCACUUAAGGGUGAGAGGAAGAUCUCUGUUCUAAUCGGCAUAUGUCUUCUGUUCAGCGGUUAUGUAAUUGGGUUUUAUUGGUGGUACCGAAAUGAUGAUCUUUUGUCUCCGUUGUUGAUGCUUCCACCAAAGGACAUACCUCCGUUUUGGCACGCCAUCUUCAUGAUCAUGGUCAACGAUACUUUGGUCCGCCAGGCGGCAAUGGUCUUCAAAUGUCUUCUGCUGAUGUAUUACAAGAAUAGCAGAGGCCGCAAUUAUCGUAAGCAGGGUCAACUUUUAACUUUGGUGGAAUAUCUUCUACUGCUAUAUCGUGCUUUGCUCCCAGCUCCAGUUUGGUAUCGUUUCUUUUUGAACAAGGAGUAUGGAAGCCUCUUUUCAUCCUUAAUGACUGGGCUGUAUCUAACUUUCAAGCUCACUUCUGUUGUUGAGAAGGUCCAAUCCUUCUUCACAGCUUUGAAGGCGCUGUCACGUAAGGAGAUUCAUUAUGGAGUAUAUGCGACUUCUGAACAGGUCAAUGCUGCUGGGGAUCUCUGUGCUAUUUGCCAGGAGAAGAUGCAUACACCAAUCUUACUACGUUGUAAACAUAUAUUCUGUGAAGACUGUGUAUCUGAAUGGUUCGAGAGGGAAAGGACAUGCCCUCUGUGCAGGUCUUUAGUAAAACCUGCCGAUCUAAAAUCAUUUGGUGACGGUUCAACUAGUCUCUUUUUCCAGUUAUUCUGAAGGAAUAGUUGUCGAUGAGAGGGAGUCUCUUUAAAGCUGCCAACUUCAUUAAGAACAGCAAUAGCGGAACACCCAUCCACGGAAAGCAUAUCGACGCCUAGUUCAGAAUCCUGAUCUGUUCCCUCCUGAAAGUACUAUUGGCUCAACAGUCUCUGAGGCCAUUGUUUAUACACAGUUCCUUACAAGGAGCGAGCUAUUGUUCAUAUGUUUGUGAGGAGAAAAUGUCUGUAUCAGUCCGUUAAUCAAUAGAAUUGCCAAGUGUACAAUGUAUUAAAUUAGUGUAGUACUUAGAUAUAUGUUUUUAUCCCCAUGGCCAGUUAUUUUUCAUCCCCUAAACGAACCUAUCCAAAAAAAAUGUUUAUUGGUUCCAA